Fomitiporia mediterranea MF3/22 is the source of this 2518-nucleotide messenger RNA. RefSeq lists its product as uncharacterized. Bases 1 to 1941 code for a protein of 646 amino acids. The record is from RefSeq and is a predicted model, not a curated record. The transcript has 5 exons. Lineage: Eukaryota; Fungi; Basidiomycota; Agaricomycetes; Hymenochaetales; Hymenochaetaceae.
AUGCCUGUACGGGUUGAUAAACUGUGGGAGCUUGAGGCCCCGGCGGCACUGGACGACCCGAAGAGGCUAUAUGCGACAAUUCACCGGCCGGAGCGCACGCAUAAGCGACACCACCUGUACGGGAAAGCAACGGAGGAUAAUCGAGAGGGCGAGAUUGUCGGUGCGCUCGGGCCAGUCAACGGCUCUGUCUGUCUGUCUGUGUACUCAGCCCUGCCCUGCGUGGCCUGCGCUCUCUGCCUUUAUCCCUCCCCGCCUCCGCGCAACUCUCUCUCAACCACCCCACCACCACCGUCUUUAUCGUGCACACAUUUCUUGCAGCUCUGCCCGCGUACAGCAUAUAUCCUUUGCACCAUUUCCAUUUCUCCGCCCAUCCCGCGGCUUAUUGCCCUCUGGCACACAACCCUCCCACCCCGUCGCCUGACCUCGUCACACAAAGCACAAGACAUCCUCACUCCCAACCACAAAGCUCACCCGCGCGGUCUGGCGCCAUCGGACCCUCUCGCCGCCGCACCGCACCACCCCAACGCGCUUCGUUGCCCACACAUCCCUUUUAUGCUCCAAGUCGGCAUCCAUUCCUCCCAAAAUGCUAUACUCGGCUCUCGCUGGCCAACUUUGCUUUCCACGCCUGAUGCGGCGAACGCGCGUACAAACACGCAGCCUCCCUCCCCCUCAUCAACUACACAUCUUUCCCCCAUGACUACCACGACCACCUCGUCCAUAUCACGCCGGAAGCCCAAGAUGACUUUCCGCUCACCCGACGCGUCGACCCCGUUUGCCCUCAAGCUCUCCGCAUAUUCUCCGCCCACCUCCUCUGAAAGGAACGAUCAAACCAAGGAACAGUCUCACUCGAAUGCAUCCUCCCCUGGUCCGUCGUCCGCACCAAGCGUUUCGACCGCCAGCGCUGCCCGCAGCACGUGUUCAUUCUUUACACCAUCGCCGCCGCUAUUCAAGAUGCCUCUCGCCUACCCCUCCUACCACCCCUUCUCAGCGAGCCAACUUCUCCUUGCAGCGACAGCUCGUGCGGACGCCGCUGCGCGUCGUCGUGCUGCUGCUGAGAAUGGUGGUACCGAGUGUGAUGAUACCAGCCUCAAAGGCGACGACACAGCUGUCAACGGCAGUGGACGUCUUGAUGCUGACGGACGCACGCGCCGAAGCUCAUCUCGCACUCGCCGACCCGUUGCAAAGUUGCGUGAUGUGGUCGACGGUGAGGAAGGUGCUAACCAGGAGAACGCUAACAAAGAAGAUGACACCAACGGUGCCAAGAGCCCCAAGCGGAAGAGGGCUGGUGGAGGCGCCGGUAGCCGGAAGAGGCGCAAGGAGGCUCAGAUUGCGCAAGCUGAAGUCCAGCCGAGGAGGGAACGCCAGAGACGUGGGGCUGCUGCAGCUGCGGCUGCCGCGCUGGCCGAAAACGCUGAGGCGGUGGCCGCUGCACUUGACCGGGACUCCACGGAGGCUCCGGAGCAAGAUGAAGUACCCAUGAGUGUCGAUGGCUCAGCUGCACCUCCAACUCCGGAAGACGACGAAAAGGAAUCCGAAGCUACAGCGCCCAGGAAUUUAGCUGGUACGAAGUCUGCGCGCGGUAAACGCCAAACUCGGCCCAAGCGUUCUCGCAACACGUCAGGUAACAAGGUCGAUGCUAAAGAACCGACUCCGACACGCACGACCCGGCAAUCGCGUCGCCGAGGGACCAGUGAAACCGGCAGUGAAGAGACAGCAGCAAACUCCAGUACGAACGGAAGUGCGCCUGUCACCGAAACACCUAUCACGGCGAAAUCUGAGGCUCAGGACGACGAAGUUCCUGCUCCCACGCCCGUGGAACCCAGCGCACCUGUGGACGACUUCAACGCAAAUAUCGAUCCAGCGCUGCUUGCUGAAGACGCGUCUGUUGCUGCUGCAUCAACCGGAUCUGCAGCUGCGGUUCCGCGAUCUGCGUCCCCAUGAAGUUUUUAACUUUAAUUUACGUGUUUUCAUCACGUGAUCUUAUAUCUCUUUAUUCUGGAAGUCGGAGAUUUUGAUGUUUCUUGGAUCUCUCUUCCGGUUUAGGCGUAUCUGAACUGCGUCGUAUCUCUUGUGGGGAUCUUAUAUCGAAUAUGCCGAGGGAUGGAUUUCUUGAAUCUUGACCGGUCAAUCGGUUCUUCAUGUCCAUCGCUAUUCUGAUUUCCACGAUUCAUCUGUCUUAUUUCUUGCUCGACUUAUUCAUCUCUAUUCUUAAUCCCGUGUUGUUUUGUGUACGCUGUACACUAUUCCUAACGACCACCGCGACCGUCCGAUCAUCCCAUUCCCGUUCCCGUUCUAUCACCUAUCAUCCUCCACAUUCCUCCUCUUCUCCUAUCGCCGUCCUUUCUCAUUGGGUGUACUCUCGAGCAUAUCGAAUUGCUUUCCGAUUUUUGCUCCUAUCUAUUCUCGGUCUAUCUGCCCCUCCCACCAUCUCUUCCUAUCCAUUCCAGUCUAAAUCGUCUUACCAUCUCUCCUAGCCUCGUCUCGUUUCCUUUAGUCAUAUCAUGAUCUUGGUCCUAUC